This is a messenger RNA of Telopea speciosissima, 6755 nucleotides long. Its product is annotated as thyroid adenoma-associated protein homolog. Lineage: Eukaryota; Viridiplantae; Streptophyta; Magnoliopsida; Proteales; Proteaceae. The coding region runs from base 16 to 6690 and encodes 2224 amino acids. The transcript has 4 exons. The record is from RefSeq and is a predicted model, not a curated record. Gene Ontology annotation, cellular component: cytosol. Gene Ontology annotation, biological process: tRNA methylation.
CCUGGAGGAGUUAGGAUGUCUGCAAAAUGGCGAGCUUUGCAGCACCGGCACCGGUGCACUUACAGCGCUGUGAUAUUCCCUCAGUAUUACAUCGACUCCCUGAAUGAAUUGCCUUCGGAUAUAUCUUCUCUAAAAUUCUUUACUGAACUGAAAGAGUUGAUCUCUCUAAACUCGACUUACUCGCAAGUUGAAUACGUAAAGAAAGUCAGUUCGUCUUUUGGAGAGUUGCUAAGCAUUAGUGGAGAUGUUGUAGUUUCAGAGGCAGCUCGGUUUUAUUUGGAGGUACUGUUUCUUGAGAAUUCUCAGCCGUUGCACAGAACUCUAGUUUCUGUUCUCGCCAGACCCCGUGAUCACCAGUCCCUAAUUGGAAGUUGUCUCCGAUCGCUGUGUGAUGAAUAUGGUGUUUUAGGUUCGAAAGGAAAGAGAUUUUCUGUAUCUCGUGUGGCGCUGUCGUUGAUGAGUUGCCCUAAGUUGAGCUUUUUAUUGGAAAUCGUGGAGGAAUGCUCUGUUUCGGUAGCUUUGGAUGUAGCUUUUGGUAUGAAUGCUGUGGUUUCCGAGAUUGAAGUUGGCUCCCGGCCUUCACCCAUUGUCAUGGAGCAAUGUCAGGAGGCAUUGUCUUGUUUAUAUUACUUGCUUCAGCGCUUUCCCUCAAGGUUUACUGAUCCCGGAUGUUGCCGAAGAACUCUAAUCCCUGAAGAUUCGACCAUAUUUGAGAUUGUUAUGAAAUCAAUAAUAAGAAUAUUGAAAUCACCAGCCUUUUCAAGGGAUUGCUGGGUGGCCGCAGGUGUGGGUUUCUGUGCUGCUCUCCAAGCGUGUAUGAAUCCUCAAGAGCUUGCUUUGUCUCUAGUUAAGCUUUUUUACCAUCAGACUAGAUGUUCAAUUUCUGGUUACGAGGAUGAAUUCAGAAGUUCAGAUUCCGGGUUACCUUAUAUAGGAUUUCUAUGUUUGGAAAUCAAGGAAUUCUCAGUAUUGAGUAGGCUCUGCUUGCUGAGGGGAAUCCUUACUGCAAUUCCACGGAUGGUGCUCAAUACCCAGUUUAUUUUAUCAAAGGAUAGUGUAAAGGAUUUAAAUUUCCAUGGUACUAGGAAUGACUUGAUUUGGACCAUACUGUUUGAUGGGAUUUUGCCUGAGCUAUGCAGUUAUUGCGAAGAUCCCAUUGAUAGCCACUUUAAUUUCCAUGUCUUAACCGUUAUGCAGAUCUGCUUCCAACAGAUAAAAACCUCAAUACUAGCCGGACUUGUCAAUCGGUCUGAAAAUUAUGACCCACUCCCUGAGAACAUGGGAGCUCGAAUAUUGAGAAUAAUAUGGAAUAACUUGGAGGACCCUCUGAGUCAGACAGUCAAACAAGUUCAUCUCAUUUUCGAUCUUCUUCUAGAUAUUCAAUCCACACUUCCUUUGGCGGAGAGGAGCGUGGGAAGGAAGUCCUUCUUAUGGAAGACUGCAGGGGAUCUUCUUCGUCUAGGGUCGCGUUGCAAGGGAAGAUAUGUUCCUUUAGCUUCUCUUACCAAGAGGUUGGGUGCAAAAACUCUUUUAGACAUGAGCCCAGACUUACUGUUUGAAACGGCUCAUGCUUAUGUGGAUGAUGAUGUGUGCUGUGCUGCCACAACGUUCUUUAAGUGCUUCCUUGAAUGCUUGCGUGAUGAGUGCUGGAGCAGUUAUGGCGUUGACAGAGGGUAUGUAACUUUCAGAGGGCACUGCUUACCUCCUGUUCUUUAUGGACUUGUUUCUGGAGCUUCAAAACUCCGUUCUAACUUAAACACUUAUGCACUGCCUGUUCUGCUUGAAGUUGAUGUGGAUAGUAUAUUUGCAAUGCUUGCUUUUAUCUCAGUUGGGAGUGGAGAUAAAACUGAAAUGGUUUAUCCCGAGCUUGCUGGUUGUGACAAGGAUUUAAUGGUUGACCAGCAAGUAGCUGCUUUGGUUUCAUUAAUGAAGGUAUCUCGCUUGCUUGCACUGAUAGAAGGUGACAUUGAUUGGUACCAUGACUCUUCAGUGCUUCAGGAAGAGGAUGGUCUGGAAACAGAAGGUUGUGACCUUUUUGCGUUUGUUUGUAUCAAGGGAAGAAAGGUCAAAAUCAUUGUGGAAUGGCUAGUGCUGGCAUUGACCCAUGUUGAUGAAACACUCCGUAUUGAUGCUGCAGAGUCUCUCUUCUUGAACGCUAAGACAUCUACUCUGCCUUCUCCUUUGGAACUGAGCCUAAUGAAGGAAGCGAUGCCCCUGAAUAUGCGGUGUAGCUCAACGGGCUUUCAGAUGAAGUGGACCAGCUUGUUUAGAAAGUUCUUUGCUCGGGCUAGGACGGCAUUGGAGAGACAGUUUAAAGAAGGUCACUGGCAGCCGCUAGGGUGCUCAGGCAAUUAUAAAGUGGACCAAGAUAAGGCAAACAAGGAAAAUGUAGCUGAUAGAGCUCAGAAUCUUUUUCAUUUUAUGAAGUGGUUAAGUUCCUUUCUAUUUUUUUCUUGUUAUCCUUCUGCGCCAUAUGAGAGGAAAAUUAUGGCCAUGGAGCUCAUCCUGAUAAUGAUCAAUGUCUGGCCUAUAAUACCUGAUCCGCAAGGUAUGUGUAGUUCCAUAUCUCCUGCAACCUGUCUUUAUCCCUACAGUGAAGGGUUCACGCUACCUGAUUCAACUUUAUUGUUGGUUGGAUCAAUAAUCGAUAGUUGGGACAGACUGAGAGAGUGUUCUUUUCGGAUACUUCUAAAUUUCCCUACCCCACUUCCUGGCAUUUCCAGUCAAGACACAGUCAAGGAAGUGAUUACAUGGGCUAAGAGGUUGGUAUGCAGUCCACGUGUCAGAGAAAGUGAUGCAGGUGCCUUGACUUUGCGGCUUAUAUUUAGGAAAUAUGUAUUGGAGCUUGGCUGGCGAGUUGGAGCUUUAGUUAACACUGUUCCUCAUAAUUCACAGUACAAACUGAUUAAUGGGGAUACACAAAUUUGUAAAUCGAAAUUCCCUGUGAUAGAUUAUAUACUAUCCUUGAUUGAUUGGUUGCAUUUUGCUGUGGUAGAGGGAGAGAAGGACCUUUCUGAAGCAUGUAAGAACAGCUUUGUUCAUGGUAUAUUGCUUACGCUUCGAUACACUUUUGACGAGCUGGAUUGGAAUUCCAAUAUUGUUUUGUCCAGCAGUUCCGAGAUGAAGGUUGCACUGGAUAAGCUACUUGAGCUGAUCAUGCGGAUAACUUCGUUGGCACUUUGGGUGGUAUCUGCAGAUGCAUGGUGUCUCCCUGAAGACAUGGAUGAUGUGGUUGAUGAGUCUUUUCUUUCGGAUGCACCAGUUGAAAUGGAUGUAGCUAUGUCUUCCCCGGAACUUCAGGUCAAUAAUUCAAAGCUUGUGGACAAUGUCAAACAAUCAGAACAGAUUGUCAUGGUUGGUUCUUGGCUUGCUAUGAAAGAGGUGAGUCUUCUCCUGGGAACCAUCAUAAGGAAAAUACCUUUGCCGAGUAGUGCUUUUUCAGAUUCAACUAAGCACAGGGAACCUGUUUGUGAAGCUCGUGAUGUACCACUAGUUACAACAUCUGAUGCAAUGCUUAACAUUAUCCAACUUGAGAAAAUAGGGAAUCAUUUCUUGGAAAUCCUUUUGAAAAUGAAGCACAAUGGUGCUAUUGAUAAGACACGGGCUGGAUUUACAGCUCUUUGCAAUCGUCUACUUUGUUCAAAUGAUCCACGGCUUUGUAAAAUGACAGAGUCUUGGAUGGAACAACUGAUGGAAAGAACUGUGGCCAAGGGACAAACUGUGGAUGAUUUGUUAAGGAGAAGUGCUGGGAUUCCUGCUGCAUUCAUUGCUCUUUUUCUGUCAGAACCAGAAGGAACUCCAAAGAAACUCCUCCCGCGGGCUCUAAAAUGGCUAAUAGAUGUUGCUAACAUGCCUUUAACCAAUUCGACAAGAGCUAAUAGUGAGCAGGCUCAGCACAAUGAUUUGCAUGUGAACUUUGUAGAGCUUGACCAGGCAUCUUUUUGUGCUCCACCAAUUCUGGCGGAUGUGAGUGAAAAGAACUCAAAAAUCCGAGAUGAGGGUGUGAUUCCCAUGGUACAUGCAUUCAAUGUCCUCAGGGCUUCUUUUAAUGACACCAAUCUAGCAGCUGAUACAUCUGGUUUUUGUGCCGAGGCUUUGAUUGUUUCAAUACGUUCAUUUUCCUCUCAAUAUUGGGAGGUUAGGAAUAGUGCUUGUCUUGCAUAUACUGCCUUGGUUCGCCGCAUGAUUGGAUUCCUUAAUGUACACAAACGUGAAUCUGCAAGGCGUGCAUUAACUGGGCUUGAAUUUUUUCAUAGGUAUCCAAUAUUGCAUCCUUUCCUGUUCAACGAAUUGAAGAUUGCAACCGAGUUUCUUGGGGAUGGUACCUCUGAACAUUCGGGUUCAAACAUCGCGAAAGUUGUGCAUCCGAGCUUGUGUCCCAUGCUAAUUCUUUUAUCCAGACUGAAGCCCUCACCACUCAGUAGUGAAAAUGAAGAUGGUCUGGAUCCGUUCCUGUUCAUGCCAUUCAUCAGAAGAUGCUCAAUGCAAAACAAUCUCCGAGUUCGUGUUCUUGCAUCAAGAGCUUUAAUAGGCCUGGUAUCUAAUGAGAAACUGCCAAAUGUCCUGCUCAAUAUUGCCAAUGAGUUGCCUCACACACGCCAGAUGACUAGUAACUCCAUUUCAACUAGCUCAGUAGACGGAAUCGAUGGGAUCCAUGUGGCUUCAUUUAAUUCCAUUCAUGGCAUGCUAUUGCAGUUAAGUUCUCUCUUGGAUAACAACUGCAGGAACUUGUCUGAUGUCUCUAAGAAAGAUCGGAUACUUGGUGACUUGAUACAGGUGCUCGUGACAUGUUCAUGGAUCGGCAACCCCAGACUGUGUCCUUGUCCCGUUCUUAACUGCUCAUUUUUACAAGUUCUGGACCACAUGCUCAGUGUUGUGAGGACAUGCAGGAGAGAACUUUAUGGUUCUAUCCGUAGCCUCCUCCUUGAAUCGUCUUUGCAAUGCUUAGAUGCAGAGGUUUCUGAUGGAACCCCAUUUUAUGAUCCAACUAAAAUAGAACUCCGCAGGCAGGCAGCCAUCUCCUAUUUCAACUGCAUUUUUCAAGCAUCUACAGAUGCAGGUGAAGAUCUUCAUAUGAAGCCCCAGAGAUGCUAUUCACCUGCAUUAGAUUUGUCCAAAGCACCUGAAAUUGAGAAUGCUGUUCCUGUACUUCAGGAAAGACUGAUACUUUCUUUAUCUGAUGCGUCUUACGAAGUUCGACUUGCUACGCUAAAGUGGCUUCUGAAGUUCCUUAAAGCAACGGGGUUUGGUGUAACCAAUGGCCUAUCUGACAGUGACGCUUACAUUGUUCACCACUGGUCUAAGACUUACUUGCAGCCAUCACUGAUGCAGAUCUUAGCAGUCGAGGAAAACCCUAGAUGUACUAACUACAUUCUGAGAAUUCUUUUCUCUUGGAACAUGCUGCAGUUUAAGAAAUCAGGUGACCAAUGCAUGGGGACAAUUUAUGUUGGUGGGAUGGAUUAUGACACAAUAUUUGAAUUUUGGAAUAAUUUAUUAUCCUUGAACAAGCGUGCGAGACAUUUGAAGACUCGUGAAACACUAUUAUGCUGCAUGGGGAUAUGUGUGAAGCAGUUUUCAUGUUUAUUCAAAAGCUCCUCUCCUUGUGAUGUAGAAAAAAGCAUUGAUUCCAGCUUGCUUCAUCAGCCAAAAAAAUGGGCCCGGAUCCUUGGAUGCAUCAAUUCAUUUAUUAACCUAAUUAAGAAACAUAGUUCCUCAUCUGAGCCAGUCAAUAUGCGUAAGGCAGCUGCAGAAUCCAUUAUUGCAUCUGGGUUGCUGGCAGAAGCCGAGUAUGUCAGUUCUUUUGUCUCAAAUACCCAAAUCCCUUCAGAAGAAAAGUGUCCUCAUUUUGAUCCAUCAGAAGCUGCUGACACUUACGCUUAUGGAAUACUAGAUUUAUGGUUCACAUGUAUCAGGUUGUUGGAGGAUGAAGAUAUUGGGCUUAGACAGAGUCUUGCUGAAGAUGUCCAAAGGUGUUUUACUUUAAAGGCAUCCAGAAGAAGCCAGCAGAAUGGGGUUGUUCCCACCCAGGUGGAGAAAGUGAUUGAAGCAAGCUUUGAGUUUUUGUCUUCAAUCUUCGGACACUGGAUUGUGUACUUCAAUUAUCUUUCGAACUGGGUUCUGGACACUGCAAGUUGGACACUAACCAGAGGAGAUCUAGUUAGACGGGUUUUUGACAAAGAAAUUGAUAAUCACCAUGAGGAGAAGUUGUUGAUUUGCCAAAUUUGUUGUUUCCAUUUGGAGAAGCUUCCGAUCUCCAAGUCUUGGGCAGCCAACAUGGGCAACAGGAACGAGGUCAUGAUUUUCUUACAAAAAAGGAGACUUAGGUUUUACCAUCAAUUGAUAUCUUGUUCUAGCGAUUAUAUAGGGAUGCAUGAUGGUGUUGAUUGGAUUGGCGGCAUGGGUAACCACAAGGACACAUUUAUCUCAUUAUAUGCAAAUUUGCUCGGCCUUUAUGCCCUAUCACAAUGCCUCUUCAAUGGAGAAGCUGAGAUUGGUGUGCCUCUACUCACUGACCUCAUUGAACUUGGAGGAACUAUUCGACCUUUUCUCAGGAACCCAUUAAUUUCUAACUUGUAUUCAUUAGUGAUUCAAUUACAUGAGAGAAAGCUUGGUGUUGUGGACCCUUUCAGUGAUGAAUCAGGUGAUUGCUUCAUCUGGGAAGGUUUUGAUCCUUAUUUUCUUCUGAGGUGAACUGUAAUUUAUACAAUACUGACAUUACCCAUUUCAAGCUUAUAGAAUAGAGUAGCUUAUUUCAA